CUCCCUCCCCUGCCUUGUUUUGCUCCGGAAUCGCCGCCGGGGGAGGGAGCCAGGGGGCCCGGCCAGAGGCGCAGCGGCUGGAGGAUGGCCCUGGAGGGGUCGAGGGGCCCCGGUGGGCAGAGGGCCCAGCCGUGAUCCGGCGGGGGGGCCGGGGCUGCGGGUGGGUGGCGGGGGCAGCUAGAGGCGGCAGCAGUGGCUACACAUCUGGAUGGAAGCGAGCUUUGUCCAGACCACCAUGGCUCUGGGGUUGUCCUCCAAGAAAGCGUCUUCCCGCAACGUGUCUGUGGAGCGUAGGAACUUGAUCACCGUGUGCAGGUUCUCUGUGAAAACGCUGCUGGAGAAGUACACGGCAGAGCCCAUCGAUGACUCAUCGGAGGAGUUCGUGAAUUUUGCAGCCAUCUUAGAGCAGAUCCUCAGCCACCGCUUCAAAGCCUGUGCCCCAGCAGGUCCGGUGAGCUGGUUCAGCUCAGACGGGCAGCGGGGCUUCUGGGACUACAUCCGCCUGGCCUGCAGCAAAGUGCCCAACAACUGCGUAAGCAGCAUUGAGAACAUGGAGAACAUCAGCACUGCCCGAGCCAAGGGCCGGGCGUGGAUCCGGGUGGCACUGAUGGAGAAGCGCAUGUCGGAAUACAUCACCACAGCCCUACGGGACACCCGGACCACCAGACGUUUCUAUGACUCGGGAGCCAUCAUGCUGCGGGAGGAAGCCACGGUCCUCACCGGGAUGCUGAUCGGACUGAGCGCCAUAGACUUCAGCUUCUGCCUAAAGGGCGAAGUGCUGGACGGGAAGACCCCCGUAGUCAUCGAUUACACGCCCUACCUAAAGUUCACCCAGAGCUACGACUACCUGACCGACGAGGAGGAGCGGCACAGCGCCGAGAGCAGCACGAGCGAGGACAACUCGCCCGAGCACCCGUACCUUCCUCUCGUCACCGACGAGGACAGCUGGUACAGCAAGUGGCACAAGAUGGAACAGAAGUUUCGCAUUGUCUACGCGCAGAAGGGCUACCUGGAGGAGCUGGUGCGUCUGCGCGAGUCGCAGCUGAAGGACCUGGAGGCGGAGAACCGGCGGCUGCAGCUGCAGCUGGAGGAGGCGGCGGCACAGAACCAGCGGGAGAAGCGGGAGCUGGAAGGAGUGAUCCUGGAGCUGCAGGAGCAGCUCACCAGCAUCAAACCCCCGAGUCCGUCACUGCCACCCGGAGAUCCAGCCCCCUUCCCGCCACCGCGACCUAACAUGCUCGACAUAAGGCCCCCCACCAACCGGCUCCCCACUUCACCCUCAACUACCCGACAUAAGCUAGAAUGGCCAUUGAACAGUACUCCUGGGACCCCAAGAUUACAGACAGGUCUGAUCCCCGGUGACCAUGCUCCCCUGGCCCAGGGUUCCAAGGACGUCACCACACGCCUGGUCAACCAAUGGCCGUCACUGGGAACACUCAAUGGGGCCGAGGGCGCCAACAACCCUAAGCUCUACCGGAGGGAAGGACCCCACGCCCUCCAUGCUGGGCCUCUGCGGCUCCCUGGCUUCCAUCCCCAGCUGCAAGUCCCUGGCGAGCUUCAAAUCCAACGAGUGCCUGGUGAGCGACAGUCCCGAGGGCAGCCCGGCACUGAGCCCCAGCUGAGGAGCGGCGUGGGCGGUGCCGGUCCCCCUGCCGCCUUUCCUCACAGCCCCCCAAUCCAGGCCACCCUCCAGGGAAUGCUGCCCACUCAGCCAGGCGUCUCUCGGGAGACACCCUUUGCUUCUAGCCCGGUUCAGCUUCUUGCCCGUGGAGGCGGGAGCUGCCAAGGGAGGCAGCUUGGGCCAAGAGGCAGGGGCACCGGGGCCACAGGGAGCCCUCAGGAAGCUUAUUCUUCUGGCGACCCUGCUGCCUGGCUAGCUCCCUACCGGACUCUCCUUCGCUCAUCUCCCCGCCCUCCUCAGGAGCUGGUGGCCCAGCCUGGCACUGCCGCCUCCCUUGCCUCUCCUGUCUGUCCCUGUGUAUGCCCCCGAGUCACUCCUUCCUCAGCCCCCAGGCUGGGGGGGGCGGGGGGCAGCUAUGAGGGUAGCAGGCAAAUAAAAACCAGAGGACUGCGAGCAGCCUUGUCUGUGGGGGGACUGGGACAGGGGCCCUGUUCUGAGGUUGGCAGGAUGCGGCGGCGCUAGUGCUGGGCCCGUAACCAAGGUGAUGCUAGACCAGAUAAAAUCAGGUGUGCCCCCUGGGAGCAGACUGGUCAGAAUAAUUCAAGAAGUGGGGAGCUUCUGUAUCAAGUGUCCUAAAUAUUCGGUCAGCCCAGGGAAGGACAAAAACAUGUAAGGACCCUUCGGCCUGAUACUCUUUGGUAACUCAUUUACCCCAGGCAAAGAAGAUGCUGGACAUCCUGGGUGGCAGGAUGGAGAAGGCAAGGCCUGGCAGGGCCCCGUUUCCCUUCCAUCAUCCUGAGCAAUACAGCUUCGGCCUAGAGAUCCAGACCCUUCCAUUAGGCCAAAGCCUGGCAGUGAAGCCACCCUCCCUCCUGGGUUGUCGCUUAAGUGUACCCUUGGGGAGAGGUCUCACCACCCCCUCAACUCAGGGUCCUUAUCCCCACCUGCUCUCACUACACUGUGGGAGGGGUCCUCUAUGUGGGUGCCACCUGGGCAGCCAAAGGCAACAUCAAGGUCCCUUCGAGCCCUCUUCUGUGCAAAUCACUCACCAAAUCCUGCUUCCCACCCGCCCCAGAGACCCCCACAAUCAGAGGCAGUGGAAAGAAGUUUAUCAUCUUUAGACUCAAGGAGUUAACAAGGGUGGGUGCAAACUAUGCCGGGCGCAAGGCUUCGCGGCUCCUGGGGGCAGGCCCAGCUACAGCAAACCCACAGGGAAAAGAAGGGGGGAGAAGUUAGCAAAUUUGGUCUUGAACUUGAGGGGAGGGCAUGAUGAUUCCUGGGGCUGGGGAAUGGGGAGCAGCAGGAAGAAAGUGGUCUGAGAGAGGAGGGGUCGGCAUGGGCCCAGAGGGGCAGCCGCCUACCCCUGGGGCUCAGAGUGGGGAGGAAAGAGAAAGGAGGCCCCUCCCCGCAGUGCUGAGGAAAAGGCACUUGGCUCAGUCUCCUCCCGCCCCACUCCCACCACGGAAGAGGUUGGGUCCUUGUCCCCUCGUUCCUUUCAAGGGCCCAGAAACUGUUCCUGGUUGAGCCUCUGGAAGAAGCUUUUACCGAACUCAUAAGUGCUGAUCAUGAUGGCACAGGACGGGGCGGCCUUGAUGAUCCUUGGGAGGAAGCCUGCGGUGGGAGGGGGAGGCUGGGGUCAGAGGUCGGGUCCCCAGGAGCCCCACCUCCACCAGGGAGUGGACACACACAGCCGCUCACCUGCAAAGAGGCCCCUGGUGCCCGACUCGGCCCGGAUUCUCCGCAGCAGUAGCCAAGUGGAGUCCGCGUGCGGGGGCGUCACUGCGAACCAAGGCGAGGCCCUGUAAGACCCCGCUGGGGCCCUGCCUGCCCUGCCCCGCACCAGCCGGGGCCCCUCACCUCUCACAGCCUCCACCGCUCCUAGCGCGACCUGGCGCUGAGUCUUCACCACAUCGAAGGGUAGAGUCAGGAUGGCCGCCACCUGGUGGGGUGGGGAGAGGGCUGGUCUCCGUUCCCAGGACCCCUAUCCCCUGCACGCGGCUAGGGUCUGCCAGCCCCAGCUAGAGCUUCAGAAGGGCAGGGGGAGCGCACUCCUUGACAGGCAAGCAAGGACUCUUUUCCGGAGCAUCUGCAACGGCCCUCAGGUCACCCCAAGGACACCUCUACUGGCCACGCUCCCAGCCUGGUCAACUCACCGUCCCUGAGAUGCCGCCAGCCACAAAGCUGAUGCCCACGGAGGUCUGGUCCUUCGGCCUGAGCCCACGCAGCCAGCUCUUCACCAACUCAUAGUUGAACCAGUACAGAGCUUGGGGGCACAGGGGUUCACUCGUUAGAGAUGGGAAGGGCAGUGGGACAGGCCACGAUCCUCCCACCUUUCACAGACUCAUAUCACGACCGCUCCCUCCCAGCUACGAAGCCUGCCUGCCACGUGCCGGUUCCCGUAACAGGCCCUGCAAGAAGUAUCUUGUGAAAACCUUGCUGAACAUCCCGCCCGCUGGGACCACUUCACAGAUGAGGCGUUCCCGGCUC
Lagenorhynchus albirostris (white-beaked dolphin) is the source of this 4108-nucleotide messenger RNA. RefSeq names its product RUN domain containing 3A (gene RUNDC3A). Gene Ontology annotation, cellular component: cytosol. Bases 209 to 2143 code for a protein of 644 amino acids. The transcript has 11 exons. The record is from RefSeq and is a predicted model, not a curated record. NCBI's taxonomy places the organism in Eukaryota, Metazoa, Chordata, Mammalia, Artiodactyla, Delphinidae.